AAUCGAGGGUUCUCAACCUUAGCUCCUCGCGUUCGAGUUAUCGCGCUCGAUUCCUCAAAGAUAGGAAAAAUCUGGCACAUCGACUGGGUCUCUCAUCGGACAUUAAACAUCGGCAGCCGCAAGAAGAGGGAUCGAGGAGAACAAGCCGAGAAGACGGGCACACGCGCUGAGAUUAUAGUGAACAAAGACUGCACGCGACUCAGCUGCCAAAUCAUCAAAGACCAUCGUGAUAAAUUGAUAAUCGUUGAGCAGCCGCUGCAGACAGACCUACCAAAGAAUGUCUUCCUCCGCCUGGUCUGUGCAGAGUAUAGGCGACUCCAGAAGAUCAUCGCCAGACGCAGAUUUCUUCGUUAUCAAGCGCCCUUCGCAGAGAACCUUCAGAAAACUCUUUCAAUCUCGAACUCCUAUACGCUGUUUCAAUUCAGCGUUACGCAUCGACCAAUGUACCCUCAGGUAUGCCAAGAGAAAAAUUCGGAAAUUGAUUAUUCGUCAUUUGGACCUAUCCAAACUGUACGGAGAUCUGCCUCAAUCUCGCUUGGAUUUUCUAAAACGCGAGGUACUACUGGACACAGAAUUAUCGUUCAUGAUACAAUACGAAGACGGCUGGGCGGUUGAUGUACUGGUUCGUAACCUGUAUUUCCAACGUCUUAAAUUGGUUGAAGAAAAGCUGAAAUUGGCUCGGAAGACACAGGUUUGGAUUUCCUAUUCCACUGUAAAGUUUAUUGCCCAAUAUAUCUUACAGUGUCACUGUCGUCGAAAGUCGCUUCCCAGUUGUCCUUGCGUCUCUCCAGAACGCGGCCUGAUAAGCAGACGUACCCGGUCUGCCUCGUCACGUAUAGCUCUCCUAUCCGCUCGCUUAGAUUCAGCAACACCAAGUCUUCUUCAUUUUCAUUCAGCCAUCGUCCGGGCUGGCCUCUGCACAGACGAGCAUCUACGUCAACUCUUUCGCAUGACACCCAAAUCGAGAGAUAAAUUCAUUUCACAAGCACUAGGGAAAUCAACCUUAUUUGAACGAGUUGCGGUCAUGGACAUUCUGGGACGGAUGAACAACGAAUUGUAGUUUGUAAAUAAUGAACCGGGAUUCCGCGGGAUGGUAAAGAACCUCAACGAUGGUGCCAACCUUCUUGUAUCAUAGUGUAUAAAUGCCGCGCGCGCAAGCGAGGCUGUGGAAGUCGAUUGGCCGCACCUCUGAGGGGGAAAAUGCACCCGUUGUGUGAAGGGGCCUGAAAAAAAAAAACCGGCAGAGUUGAGUGAGCCCUUGCAAUGGCACGAUCCUACCCUGAAGAGCCGAACCAUUUGUUUGUCGUAUCUGUUUUUCAAAUGACGAGUCAUUACAUCUGUUGCAGGUGGAAGGAUCUUGAUCCUUGCUAAAGCUGAAAAAUUCAGCGGCCAGAACCUAUACAUUUGAGCAAAAGAAACAAACCAUACAAAAUGUAUGAAUUAUGUAAUAUAGUAUCAUACACAGAGCUACACCCAAUAAAAGUCGGUAUUUACGCAUACUGUACAAAACCCAAGUCAACGUCUCGAACCAAUGCGAUGAGCAAAUGAAUGA
Suillus plorans is the source of this 1552-nucleotide messenger RNA. RefSeq lists its product as uncharacterized. The coding region runs from base 278 to 1060 and encodes 260 amino acids. The transcript has 6 exons. NCBI's taxonomy places the organism in Eukaryota, Fungi, Basidiomycota, Agaricomycetes, Boletales, Suillaceae. The record is from RefSeq and is a predicted model, not a curated record.